Notolabrus celidotus (New Zealand spotty) is the source of this 424-nucleotide messenger RNA. Its product is annotated as sterile alpha motif domain-containing protein 15-like. Gene Ontology annotation, molecular function: protein binding. The record is from RefSeq and is a predicted model, not a curated record. The transcript is spliced from 3 exons. Bases 21 to 371 code for a protein of 116 amino acids. NCBI's taxonomy places the organism in Eukaryota, Metazoa, Chordata, Actinopteri, Labriformes, Labridae.
GUAACAGUUUCCAUGGCAACAUGCUUACGGGCAACAUGGAGUUUCUACACUGGAGCUCUCAUGAUGUUGCGAGAUGGAUUGCGUCUUUAGGAUUUCCUCAAUAUAAAGCAUGUUUCACGGACAACCUCAUCACUGGGAGGAAGCUCAUUUAUGUAAACUGCAUCUACCUGCCAAGACUUGGAAUCACAGAUUUUAAAGACAUGCAGGUCAUCUCUGCUCAUGUGCGUGAGCUGCAGGGCAUCACAGAGACCCUGUGGAGUCGCAGCAUUGCUGACCCUUCAAGGGACCGCAUGGGCCUGUUUCUGGAGAGGAAGAGCCGGACAGGUGAACAGGCAGACAGCCUCAUCUACAACCAGCGGUUUCCUGGGUGACUGCCGUCAGAUUAAAUGUAAAUCACAUAAGUAAAAUUGCUCAAAAACCAAAA